UUCUUGUACUGUGUACUUUUGAAUAACUUUGACAUGCAUUAAUUAUUGUAUAAUUUACAUACUUCCUUAAAUUAAUAGUUACCUAGGGAAAAUCGUUAACUGAUCGUAAAGUUGGACACAUGACCGUCUUUCUAUGGCAUGUUCUGCGCGGCUUUCGAGCUUUGCGAUAUCUGCGAUAUAGUUUUGUAAAAAUAAAAAGCAUGAAUUUGUUAUAGUAUCAAGGCAGUGUCAGUUUUUGUGAAAUUAAACAGUUUUUCACAAACUCUGUGCCUUUGAUUUAUUAUGAAAACAUCAAGCAUGUUUAAAAGAAGACUACAAGCCCUCGACUUCGUAGAAUGGGACAAAGUGGAUGUAUUCGAACGAUUGCAGUUUAGUAAAGUAGUACUGUGGCUCGAGGACCAAAAAAUACGUCGGUACACUAUAGAAGGCAGGAAGGAUCUACGAGAUUUAAACAAUGAAAGCUGGCCACAAACUUUUGCUAAAUAUUGCGAGGACGUUCAGUGUCCUGUUUUAAAUGGUCCAUUGGGCCAACUGGAAUGGCUGAUUGGGCAUGCAAUUUGGUUGGAAGCUGAAAACAAUGUGGAAGCAUACUCUCAAAAUGUGAAGGACAUGAAAUUGAAGAUGGAACAGGACGCUAAAUUACCUCAGCUAAAGUCCAAAAAUCCACUUGACAGUUUAGACUCUUAACCCCGGCGGUUAAAACGAAAUCUUGAAACGCGAGGUUCGAUACCGAUCAUGUCGAAACGCAGCAGCCAGUCGUCGAAGAAGGGACGCGCGAAAAUACGUAAGGUCGAGUACGACGAGGAGGACAUCUCGAGCGAACAUGAGUCGGACGUCGACGACGCCGCGGCCGAGACCGGCUCGAAUGCUGAUGCCGAGGACGCCGAAGACGAUCUCGCCGAUGUUAGCAACAUUCCGGAGUUACCACCGCCCGAGGGAGGAUGGGGUAAACCAGGAACGUUGCUGAUGUGCGGUCUGACGAAUUGGGACAUGGCUGGACGUAAGAAUCCACCGAAGGGUAUGAAAACCAACGUCGGCCGCAGCCUAUGGACUCCGCAUACUUUUAAAAACUUGAACGGGUCCCGAGUGAGAUUAGUCGCCUCCGGUCCAGCCGCCUCUCACAGUAUUAUCGUUACCGAGGAUAACAGGUGCCUAACAUUUGGUAGAAAUGAUAAAGGCCAGCUGGGCGUUGGCGACACAAACCGCCGGGACGAACCCACCGAGGUGGCAGCUUUAAAAGGACAUACGGUGAUAGGUGCAGCCUGCGGCCGCAAUCACACUCUGUUCUUAACAAGCCGCGGGAUAGUGUUCGCCGCGGGUGACAAUAAAUUAGGCCAGUGCGGCGUGGGUAAAUCCGAGACUUGCAUCAUGACUGCGACUAAAGUGAAAUACUCCGGCCCGCCUAUAGUCAAGGUGGGCUGCGGCGCGGAAUUCUCGAUGAUCCUGGACAUCAAGGGCGGUCUGCAUUCGUUCGGCAGCCCGGAGUACGGCGCGCUGGGCCACAACACCGACGGGAAGUACUUCAUCACCAGCACGAAAAUGGGUUUCCUCUUUGAGAAAGUGCCUAAGAGAAUCGUUCUCUACAUCGAGAGAAUGAAGGACGGCCACGUGACGCCGCUGGACCGUGUCGAGAUCACGGAUUUCAGCUGCGGUCAUUAUCACACGGUGGCGAUCGACAGUAAGAACCGCGCGUUCUCGUGGGGAUUCGGCGGCAUCGGCCGUCUCGGGCACAAUGAACAGCGGGAUGAGUUCGUCCCGCGUCUGAUCAAAUACUUGGAACCGCCUAAUCGCGGCGUUCGAGCCGUUCAUUGUGGGAGCACUUACAGCAUCGCUAUAAACGUCCACGGUUCGGCAAUGAUGUUCGGCCAGACGAAACGUACUGGCGAAGCGAACAUGUAUCCGAAACCGAUCCAGGAUUUGUCUGGUUGGGAGAUCCGGUGCGUCGGCUGUUCGCAAACGAGCGUCGUGGUCGCUGCGGACGACUCCGUCAUAGCUUGGGGAGCCAGCCCUACUUUUGGUGAGCUGGGUUUCGGCGAGAUGCGUAAAUCCUCGACAACGCCGAUGGAGGUGAAAGCACUAGAAGGUUUGUACAUAACUGCCGUUACCUGCGGUCUCUCCCACACGCUCAUGAUAUGCCGGGACGAGUCCGAUGACGAGAAAGCGAAAAUUAACAAACUUCAAGUAUAUUCUGUUUAAAUCCACUUUUUUUAUUUCAAUUAUUCGAGAUUCAGCUGCUCGAGGAGUUUGAAUUUCGAGGGAUGCAAUCAUCGUGGUAUUCUUGUUACUACGAAAAUAAUUGUAUUUUAUUUUGAUACCAGAAGCUCUAUAAUUGUGUUUAAUGAAUCGAUUUUCUUGAUCACAAGAGAAUUAUUUUCUGAUUUUUUUCUUUCUCCUUUGUACAGAAUCAUUAUUAUAGUAUUUGCAAGGUACUGCGGAUUUUCUAUUAUUUUUAAUUCGAAAUUUCAACUCUUCGAUUAGCGAAAAGAAAUUCCUGCAUUCAUCGCAAGCAUUAUUACACUUACAAAUUAUCGCCACUUGCAAGGAGAGUACAUUCAUCACAUUAUAUGUUUAAAUAAUAAGUUAGUUACAUAAACGAGCUCGAUGAAAAGGUUGAAAAACAAUGAUCUGUGAAACGUUUAUUAAAAAUAGACUGCGAGAAACGUCCAUAUUACGAAGUAUAUAGACUUAAAAAGAAAACUGUUAUAACUCUCUACAUAAAUACUUUGUACUUCCACGAUUUUACUUAAAAUAACAUAAGAAACGUAACGAGAGAAAAGUGAAAAAAGUACGCGUGUUUCAUCGUAAAAAGGAAGAACGGAAAAACAUAGGGAACCCCAAUUCUGUUGGUAGCUCAGGAUUAUAGACCAAACGAAUAGAUGCGAAAAAUAUAUUUUGAUACGUUGCUAUUUUAUUGAACUACUCACUCUCUAUCUUUAUCUCUAUCUCUCUUUCUCUCACUUUGUCUGUGACAUUAAACAACAAACGGGAAUAAUAAUAAUAAUAAUUAUAAUAAUUAUAAUAAUAAUAAUAAUAAUAAUAAUAAUAGUUGAUACGCGUAUGAGAAAGAGUGCUGGGUUACCAAGGAACAUUUUUGAAACGAGUACUGCCGUUCUUACAUUUUCGUCUUAAUUUAGAUUAUGUAUAUCCGUUCUAUCAUUGCAGUAGUACCUGAAUCAUUGAAACUGCCGAUUCAUGUUUUAUAUUCCUGAUAAUACACGGGUUGCAAGAUGAGAUAUGUACGUUUUAAUUUUAUUAACAGUCUUAGACAAUUUAAUUGUUAAAGACACAAGCUUUUAAAUACAAGAUCAUGUUCAUUGUACGUUCUGUUUGUGACUUUACGAAAUUUUGACCAAGUAUUCCAUGUACAAAUCACAUUUUGCAAUCUAACAAAUUCCGCGUAUAAUUUAUUUAAAUUUACUACGUAUACAUAACUACUUGUUUAAUUGAAAAUUUGACAAAACUCUCUGCUGAAGUUGUUAUCAUCUUGUAUACUUGUAAUCGUGUACAUAGAUCUGCUAUACAACAGAGACAUUUUACAGAAAGUGAGAAACCAAUUUUUAUACUCAGACGCUCGUGUUUUAUCUUUUAAAGAAUAUUUUACAUCUGAUUAGCCAGAUAAAUGGACAAUGCUUUUUCCAAGAACCAGCAUUGUUUGUCAUACAUUCUAAACUAACGCGACGAUUGUUUCACAAGAGCUAGGAAAGUUUCAGUGAGAAAGAAGGGAAUAAAAGCGAUAUACAUUUGUUAAUUAAUAAUAUAACUGUAUAGAGAUGGUCGGGAGCUAAAUGUGAUUCCGUAUACACUACCAUAUGCUAUUAAAGAAAGGAAUAACAGCUCAUGUAUACGCAUUAUAGUUAAGGCUAUCCACGUCUCAGUAGUGUAAAAUGUAAUCGAGAAAUUUGGAACUAGCUCUAUUUUAGAAACCACUGUCGACAAUUUAAACGCGACAUAAGGGAAUACUUCACUGCCGUGAACCGUUCAAACGACUGUAAUUGUAAAAACACUGCCACAGUUUUUUGCGAUGAGAUAAUACAGUGACUUAAGCGUUCGUUCAUUCCAUUCUGUUCCAAAAAUUGUUUGUUCUUAGCGAAUUUGAAACUCGUGUACAAGGCAGAUUUCGAAAUAAACGAAUUUUUUAAAUAA
This is a messenger RNA of Ceratina calcarata, 4143 nucleotides long. Its product is annotated as protein RCC2 homolog. Gene Ontology annotation, cellular component: membrane. NCBI's taxonomy places the organism in Eukaryota, Metazoa, Arthropoda, Insecta, Hymenoptera, Apidae. Gene Ontology annotation, molecular function: small GTPase binding. Gene Ontology annotation, biological process: negative regulation of GTPase activity. The transcript is spliced from 7 exons. The record is from RefSeq and is a predicted model, not a curated record.